GCCAAAAUCUUCUGAAUAAGUUAGGCCAACAGUUAUUAUACUUCUUUUAAAAAUUCACUUUAAAUCAAAGCAAAUUAAAAAGUAUCUGUUUGAUUCUUGGUCACCAUCUUGAAACCAAUCUUUACCUUCCUUAUGUCAUGUUUGUUCAACUCCAUUAACCUAUUUUUUCUCUUCUGGUUUUUUUCCCCCCUUUUUAUUCUCACUUUCAUUUCUCUUGUUUUGUAUUCUGAAUUCUUGUUUAAAUUUUUAAAGGUGGGAACUUUUUUGUUGUAUGACUCUGUAUCGACUGAAUCACUCUUUUUUGGUGUUAGUAGUUGUGAGUCAUAUGAGCUAGUUAGAUGCAUACGUGGAGCAAAGGGCUCGUAGCACCCCCUUUGAUUGAUCAACUCUUUUGGUGUUAGUGGUGGUGAACCAUACGAGCUAGUUAGAUACGUGGGGCAGAGUGCUCGUAGUAACCCCUUUGAUUGAUCCAACCUUUUCUUGGCUUUGCUAGUGAGUCAUUCCCCUGUUUUACCUUUUUUUUCUUGAAAUUUUGCAGUUAUUAGCAAAACCAUUUUGAAAGAUUGAAAUUUGAGUUUAUGAAAUAGGUUGAAUUGUUUGCUAGUGCACCUUUGUAUCGACUUAAUCACUCUUUUGGUGAAUCGUGAGCUGGUUAGAUACGUGUAGUAGGGCAGAGGAGCUUAUCUGUAUCGACUAAAUCACUUUUAUAGUGAACCAUACGAAGUUAUUAGAUACGUGGAGCAGAGGGAUCAGUAUAGUAAAUGAUCACCAAAGGGGGCAGGCUAGCACGCCUUAUUCGUUACUUAUAUGUGUGAGGAUAUGUUACUACAAAGUUGAAAGUUCUUAGAAAUUUCUCAGUGUUGACAAAAAUCUGUGUCAUCAUAUCGAAUCAUGAGUAACCGUUACUUUAUUACAACAGACUCAUUGUGUAAUUCUAGGAUUAUUGGUCCAGAAAGAAUGAAUCUUGAUGUAAGAAGAACACCCCCUUCUUCUUCUUCUUCAUCUUCGUCUUCAUUCUUGAUAAGAAUGGCAAUUCGAAUAUCAAGAUCAAGAUGUUUUAGUUUCUUGAGAAGAGUGUUUCAUUAUCAAAAUGGUUCAAGAUCAGAACUUGGCUCAAAUCCUUUCAAUUCUGUGACUUGGAUGAUUAUGGAGUGUAUAGUAUUAAGUGUUCAAAUAAUUGUUACAACAUAUACAUUAGUUGUUACAAAAGAUGAAAGACCUGUUUGGCCAAUGAGGAUUUGGGUAUUUGGAUAUGGUUUUGGUUGUGUUAUUAGUUUGAUUCUUCUUUAUUGGAGAUAUUGGGCAUUAUAUGUUAGCCAAACAAAUGAUUCUGAUCUGGAGCAACAAAUAAGCCACGACGAAUCAAGGGCGUUACCGUCUCGGAUGGAGAGAUGUAGGACAUGGAUAGAGUUCUUCUUUGCUAUAUGGUUUGUGAUGGGGAAUGUUUGGGUAUUUGAUUCAAGAUUUGGAUCAUUUCAUAAUGCCCCUAAACUUCAUGAUGUUUGCAUAUCAUUAUUAGUUUGGAAUGCUAUCACAUACUCUUUUCCCUUCAUAUUAUUUGUGUUGUUGUGUUGUUGUGUGCCAAUUUUGAGCAACUUUCUUGGCUACAAUAUGAAUAUGGGAUCAAUAGAUAGAGGUGCAACUGAUGAACAACUAUCCAAUUUGCCUAGUUGGAAGUACAAAGAAAAUGGAAAUAUAGAGGAGAUUACAAUUUGUGAUGAAUGUUGUAUUUGUUUGGCAAAGUACAAAGAGAAAGAAGAAAUUAGAGAGUUACCUUGUUCUCAUAUAUUCCAUCUCAAUUGUGUUGAUCAAUGGCUCAAAAUUAUUUCUUGUUGUCCUCUUUGUAAACAAGAAUUAGAAAGGUAAUCGAUGGACAAAGUUAUUAGAUACUUAUAUUGAUGGAAGAUAGUAAGUAUUAUCGUUCGAAUAAUUAUUUUUUUAAAAAAAGUUAAGUUUGUAUUUGUUACUCCACAUCCAAUUAUUUCCUUUUUUUUUCUUUUUUCAUUUAAUUUCUUUCAAGUCAAAAGUCAACAUAAAUUGUAUGCAACAUAUAGCUACUAGAGUGAGCAAAAGUUAUAGUUAUUGUAAAUUAUAGUUCACCAGUAACUAUAUAUGUUGCUAUUAAAGUAAGCUUUAGGAAGAAUUUAUGAUUUCGCAAUUCACAUAUGUACCAAUUUCAAUUUCGUAAUAACGGGGACAUAAUUGAUAAUA
Solanum pennellii is the source of this 2211-nucleotide messenger RNA. Its product is annotated as E3 ubiquitin-protein ligase At1g63170-like. Bases 892 to 1866 code for a protein of 324 amino acids. Lineage: Eukaryota; Viridiplantae; Streptophyta; Magnoliopsida; Solanales; Solanaceae. The transcript has 3 exons. The record is from RefSeq and is a predicted model, not a curated record.